AAUCUGUAAUCUAAAAAAAAAAACAUUGAAAGAUGGACGCGCACAUGAUCAUGAUUAUGAUUCCUUGCUGUUGAAAAUGUAUUUUUACAGUGAAUAGGAGUAAAAAUUGUAAAAUUCAGUAACUGUGUUCAGUGAAAAUGACAGACAUGCCUCCUUAUCUCGUUGCCAAAGAUGAGGAGAGUGAAAGUGGGCAAGUGGACAGUGAGACCUCUGGGGAAAUAGACGAUUGGGACUUACCUCUUGUUUUUGAUGAACCCAAACAAACAGAACUCUAUAAGCCUGAUGAUCGAGUGGAACACUCCUGGAGACUCAAGGAGAAGUACAAGACUCACUGUGUGGCGCUGGUGCUGUGCCUCAAUGUGGGUGUGGACCCGCCGGACGUCGUAAAGACACAUCCCUGCGCCAGGCUCGAGUGCUGGAUUGAUCCCCUGUCGCUGUCUCCGACCAAGGCGUUGGAGAACAUCGGGCACGCGCUGCAGGCGCAGUAUGAGCGCUGGCAGCCGCGCGCGCGCUACAAGCAGAGCCUCGACCCCACCAGUGAGGAGGUGAAGAAGCUGUGCUGCUCGCUGCGGCGCAACGCCAAGGACGAGCGCGUGCUGUUCCACUACAACGGACACGGCGUGCCCAAGCCCACCAGCCAGGGGGAGAUAUGGCUCUUCAAUAGGGCGUUCACCCAAUACAUCCCGCUGUCGAUGUACGACCUGCAGUCGUGGAUGGGCGCGCCGUCGCUGUACGUGUACGACUGCUCCAACGCCGGCGUCAUCGUCGACAACUUCAAGAUCUUCGCCGACCAGCACGAGCGGGACUACGAGCUACAAAAAUCCAAGGCUGGCACGGGCACCCCGCCUCCUCUCGUCUCCUACGCCGCCUGCCUGCAACUGGGCGCGUGCGCGGCGGGGCAGGCGCUGCCGGCGCACCCCGAGCUGCCCGCGGACCUGUUCACCGCCUGUCUCACCACGCCCGUCAAGAUGGCCGUCCGGUGGUUCGUGCUCAGGUCCACGACCAGGGUCACGCCGACUAAUGUGCACGAUUUGAUUGAUAAGAUCCCCGGGCAGGUGACGGACCGGCGCACGAUGCUGGGCGAGCUGAACUGGAUCUUCACGGCCAUCACGGACACCAUCGCGUGGAACAGCCUCGCGCCGGAGCUGUUCCAGCAGCUGUUCCGCGCCGACCUGCUCACCGCCAGCCUGUGCCGGAACUUCCUGCUCGCCGACCGCAUCAUGAGAUGCUACAACUGCACUCCAGUCUCGUCCCCCGCUCUCCCGUCUCUGGCCAGCCACCCGCUCUGGCAGGCGUGGGACCAGACGCUGGACCUGGCGCUGGCGCAGCUGCCGGGCAUGUUGGGCCCCGAGCGCCGCCCCUACCAGCACUCGCCCUUCUUCCGAGAACAGCUCACGGCGUUCCAAGUGUGGCUCGACCUCGGUUCUCCGUCGCGGCCGCCGCCAGACCAGCUGCCCAUGGUGCUGCAGGUGCUGCUGAGCACGCUGCACCGCGUGCGCGCGCUGCAGAUACUGUGCCGCUUCCUCGCGCUCGGUCCGUGGGCGGUGCGCGCGGUGCUGGCGGUGGGCAUCUUCCCGUACAUGCUGAAGCUGCUGCAGGCGUCGGCGCCCGACCUGCGCGCCUCCAUGGUCUACAUCUGGGCCAAGAUCAUCGCCGUGGACCCGAGUUGUCAAGUCGAUCUAGUCAAUGCCAAAGGGCACAAAUACUUCUUGUCGGUUCUACAGGAUCCCACUGUCGAUAUGGAGCACCGCACGCUGGCGGCGUACGUGCUGUGCGGCAUCGUGGACAACUACCCCGCGGGGCAGGAGGCCGCGCUGCAGGGCGGCAUGAUCUCGAUCUGCUUGGAGCAGCUGAGCGCGGCGUCGGCCCCGUCCCCCUCGCCCUCCCCCUCCCCCGCCGCCCCCGCGGCCCCCGCGCGGCUGCUGCGCUGGCUGUGCGCGGCGCUGGCGCGGCUGUGGCAGCGCUACGACGACGCGCGCUGGGCUGGUGUCAGGGACAAUGCGCAUGAGAAGCUGGCGCCGCUGCUUACGCAUCCGGAUCCUGAUGUGAGUGUGCGUUGCGUGUGCAUCUUCGCGCUGGGUGCGUCGUGUCCGCGCGCGCGCACCGAGCACGCCGGCGCGCUGCAGCAGCAGGCGGCGGCGGCGCUGCUGCAGCGCGCCUGCGACGACGCCGCGCCGCCCGCCCGCCAGGCCAUCCUGCACGCCCUACAGUGGAUGGUGCUGAGCUACGAGCAGUACCUGGUGUCGGUGGCGACGGCGGAGCGCGCGCGGCGCGGGGCGCGCGUGGACCCCGGCCAGGACGCGCUGCGGGCGCGCCCCGCGCCGCCGCUGCCCACCAUCGGUCGCAACUCCGUGUACACGCGGCUGUGGGCCAUGCUGACGACGCUGGCGCGCGACCCGCACCCGCAGGUGGCCGCCAUGGCCGACGACAUCGUGGCCUACAUCACCAACCAGCUGGACACAGUUGGUCGCGACUUCGAGAUGGUGCGCAGCAGCGGCGGCGGGAGCUCCUCGCUGCCGCCCUCGCCCAACACGCACGCCGGCGCGCUGGGGCACCGGCGCGGGCGCAGCAUGCUGCACAACGCCAUCGCGGAGGACCCCUCGCCGCACCGCGAGCGCCCCGACUCCACCUCCUCCACGGAAACAAUAAAGAAGCCCAUAGUGACGUUCGACUACAUCGAGCGCGCGGCCGCCGCCUUCGCGUGGGAAGAGAGCGAGUUUGAGGGCGUUGGGUCCGGGGCGCGGCGGCGGCGCGACCUGGAGUCCCGCGCGCACCAGCAGCGCGUGUGGCGCUACGGACGCAACGCCGAGCUGCGCAAGCAGGCCCGGGCGCUGGAGACGGCGCGCAUCACCCGCCUGGAGUCGCAGGUGUUCCACUCGCGCUGCCCGCUGCCGCCCGCCGCCGUGCUGUUCCACCCCUACGAGCAGCACGUGGCCGUCGCCUCCAGGGACAACUUCGGCAUCUGGGACUGGGGCACGGGCGCGCGGCUGGCGGCGGGCGCGUGGCGGCGCGGCUGCGGGCGCAUCACGGCGCUGGCGUGGCUCAACGCGCACGACCGCGCGCUGCUCGUGGCCGCCUCGCACAGCGGCGCGCUCACAGUCUACAGGCCGUCGGGCAGCAGCGCGGAGCCGCGGCUGGUGUCGGCGUGGCGCGCGCUGGAGCCCUGGCCCGCCGCCGAGCCGCGCCCGCCGCCCGCGCAGCCGCUCUACAGCACGAUGGGCAGCCCGUACCCCGCGCCGCCGACGGCCACGCUGCUGGCGCACUGCCCGCGCCGCGCCUCGCUCGCGUGCGCCGGACACGCGCCCGACGUGGCGCUGUGGGACCUGGCGCGCGCCCUGAGGCACGCCUCCAUACCCACAGAAAGCCAAGAAGCAGUCUCUGCCCUGUCCCAGUACGAGGACACGCUGUACUGCGGGUUCGCGGACGGCGUGGUGCGCUGCUGGGACGUGCGCGCCCCCCCGCGCGCCGCGCCCGCCCCCGCGCCCGCCCGCGCCGCCGCCGUGCUACUGGCGCAGCGCCGCGGCCACACGCUCGUCACCGCCUGUGUCGACGGGCAGGUGACGCUGCUGGACGUGCGGCGCGCGGACACCCCCCUGCACUCGCUGCUGGCCCCCGCGCCGCUCGCCGCCGCCGCCGUGCACCCGCGCGCCUCGCUGCUCGCCUGCGGAUCAGUGAACCAGAGCAUCAGCCUGUUCGACCUGUCGGGCGCGGCGCUGCACACCAUCAAGUUCCACGAGGGGUUCAUGGGCGCGCGCAUCGGGCCCGUCUCCUGCCUGUCCUUCCACCCGCUCAGGGUGGCGAUGGGCGUGGGCUCGAAGGACUCGACGGUGUCGGUGUACGUGUCGGAGCCGCGCCGGUGACCCUCGCUCUACAGCCUGGCUCUGCCGCUACCCUUCCACCAGCAGACAGGCUAAGACAGGAAGCUGAGCUUCACCAGCGGCGCGCCUCGGCGGGCAUCAUCAUAGCGAGUACAUACAUACUUAGUAUAUUAUAUACAUUACUACUUAUAUAUACGCAUUACGCAGCGGCUAGCAUAGCUCACACGCAAUCGUUACCGAAUUAUAUCGAAAUGAACGACAAUGUUUUAUUCUAUCGGUGUCCACAAUCGAAUACGUUCAACUCGAAAUGUUUUCUUGACUUCAAUAAAUAUUGGUUCUGAUUUGGUUCAAAGCACUAUUAGUCCUGUAGAAAUGCAUUAUAUUUAAUACAGAUGACGUUUUAUAUUUUUUUAAAACCUUGUUAUCCUCCAUAAAAUGUUGAUCACUUGUUCUGAUUGUGGGCAGCGACGCAACUUAGCUAAUAAGAACAUUUGGUGCUACAUUAUACCGAUAUAUUUAUUGUAAUGAUGGGCGUGUAUGAAAUAAGGUAAUAUAAGCUUGCGCGGGAUCGCUCUGUGGCUAGACACGUAUCGUCAUUUUAACUAUUCAAUUCUUUGUAAAUUAACCAUACAAUGCUUUAAUUACCUCCUUAAAAGCCCUGUGGUUGACACACGAUUAUAAUAUCCGUGUAUAAUUUUGUAAAUAAAUAUUAUGGCACUAAAUUGCAAUAUUAAUUUAUGAAAUAGCUAAGUUUUAGAGUAAGUUUGGUGUAACACAAAGAUUGACGCUCUCUGUGAGACGCUAAGAUGGAGCAAUGGAGUCAUAAGUUACUAUUUUAUUUUACUAUGUAGCUGUGGGGCCGUCCGGACGGGGGCGUGUGCCACGGGGGCGGGGGCGCGGGGGCCGGCUUGUGUUCAUCUUCUGUAGUUGUAACUGUAGCGGCCGUGGUCACAAGUGCUACACACAAUAAUGUUUCUUCACACACUUUCUAAGUUUGGGCUUUAUAGUGUAAGUUACUUCUUAUAUUCAUAUUUUUUGUGUAAACAAGGUAUAUCCAGGUUUGUAAUUAGUGAUUUAACAUAAAGUUCCUAAUAACUUAAUUGAAUAGAUGCCAUUUUUUUACUAUUUUUAGGGUGAUUUUUCAUUAUGUUAUUAAUUGCUGAAGAUAAAUUGUGUUCUUUAUAUUAUAUUUGUUAGUCAGUACAUACAUAAAUAGAUUUAUUAUUUGCAUGAAUGUGCUUAUUGUAAUUUAUGAUGAUUGAUGUUUUCCUAUAUUGAAUUGAUUGUAUGGAUUGGAUAUUAAUUAAUGGCAAAGAAUGUUUCAUGGGUAAUUGAAAGCAUUAUUGGUUGAUGAUAAACUGAUAAUAAUUAUUGCAAACAAAGGAUUGUGAAACCAAUAAGACAUAUAAGUUGAGUUUACAUUACUUUUAUUGUAAAAUUUGUGGCCAUAACACACUAUUUUAAUCAUUAUAAUAAGGGUGUACUUUUAAGAAAUAAUUAGCAAAAAAGAAAGUUGAACAAAAUUUAAUUUAACAAUAAAAUUGUUGGGACUUGUAUUGUACCGUUGCAUUUGUGUAUCAGGUGAUUUGCUUUUACAAAUUGUGUAAUUUAAUGUACAUUUUACAUAAUAAUUGUUGUUGUUACAAUAAAACAUCAAAUUAA
This is a messenger RNA of Plutella xylostella (diamondback moth), 5480 nucleotides long. Lineage: Eukaryota; Metazoa; Arthropoda; Insecta; Lepidoptera; Plutellidae. The record is from RefSeq and is a predicted model, not a curated record.